CGGCUGUCUGACGUCAUCUCUGCGCGACACGUCUACUCGCAGAAAACUGCCCCAGCUGUCUGAACUGACAACCAAAAGUUCCCAACACAAAGCGUGUCGGUUUCUUGAACACAUGCAGAAAAUAUUUAGUGUCCGCUUUUCUGGUUUGACCUGAAGGAGUUUGCACUACAGUCGAAGUUAAAAACCAAACGACGAGAAACUGUUGGCACCCGAAAACGGAAGCGUGCCAGCAUGAAUGAAGAAGAGCUGUUGGAAUACUUCCGCGGCCAGCUGAAGCAGGACCCUGACGUGGCGUCGGCGGUAGCUGCCAUCCGCACGCUGCUCGAAUUUCUCAAGCGAGAUGAAGGUGAGACUCUCCUGGGCCUGAGGGAGAACCUGACGUGGGCCACCGACCGCCUGACCAGCGUGGACUCAUCGGUGGCCGUAUCAUCGGGCGGCGAGCUCUUUCUACGCUUUAUCAGCCUCACUUCGCUUGAACACCAGGAAUUGUCACGCUGCAAGAAAGUGAUGGAGGAGCGCGGGCAGCUGUUUGUGGACAAGAUCUCCAUGUCCAGGGGCAAAGUGGCCAAGCUGUGUCACACCUUCAUCAAGGAUGGAGCCAAAAUCCUGACACACUCGUACUCGCGGGUGGUCCUCAAGGUACUGGAGAAGGCGGCGGCGGAGAAGAAACGCUUCUCUGUCUUUGUCACAGAGUCGCAGCCCGACGGCGCUGGGCGACGGAUGGCGGAACACCUCAGAAAACUCAACGUUCCUGUCACGAUCAUCCUGGACGCCGCCGUGGGGUACAUCUUGGAGAAGGUGGAUCAAGUCAUCGUGGGCGCCGAAGGUGUGGUGGAGAGCGGCGGCAUCAUCAACAAGAUUGGCACCUACCAGAUGGCGGCGUGCGCCAAAGCCCACAACAAAGCGUUCUACGUGGUGGCCGAGAGCUUCAAGUUUGUGCGCCUCUACCCGCUCAACCAGCAGGAUGUGCCCGACCAGUUCAAGUACAAGGCUGACACGUUGAAGAGUAGAUCCAACCUGUCGGAGGAGCACCCCCUGGUGGACUACACGCCGCCCUCGCUCAUUACGCUACUCUUCACCGACCUGGGCGUCCUCACGCCGUCGGCGGUUAGCGACGAGCUCAUCAAGCUCUAUUUAUGAAACAUCAAUAAAAAGAAAAAAAUAAAUC
Messenger RNA from Hippocampus comes (tiger tail seahorse), 1168 nucleotides. It is a transcript of the gene eif2b1, whose product is annotated as eukaryotic translation initiation factor 2B, subunit 1 alpha. The transcript is spliced from 9 exons. Gene Ontology annotation, molecular function: guanyl-nucleotide exchange factor activity; translation initiation factor activity. Gene Ontology annotation, biological process: translational initiation. Gene Ontology annotation, cellular component: eukaryotic translation initiation factor 2B complex. Bases 232 to 1140 code for a protein of 302 amino acids. The record is from RefSeq and is a predicted model, not a curated record. Lineage: Eukaryota; Metazoa; Chordata; Actinopteri; Syngnathiformes; Syngnathidae.